AUGCCCAAGGCUCUCGUCCUGGCCCAGGCAGGUAAAUUACGAUGCGCCUUUCCGGGGGCCUCCCUAUCUACGAUGCCGUGGUUGCUCGAUCGUGAGGAGUAUGAGCUCAUUCAAGUAGGGGUAUACGGUGCUUAUCUGUGGCAGCUCGGGGCCCAGGGUGCUCCCAAAUUAGCAGACCUCGGACGGCUUGUUAUGCAGUACAUAGACGCCCGCCUUGAUGAUGUGAAGCAACGUCUGGAUCGGCUAGAGAGGUGGCAAGCUAGGCUGACGUGCUGGUGGCAGCUGGUUAGUGUUGUAUGGCAUAGUGUAUGGGCCUUGGAGAGAGGUAAGGAGUGGGAGCAAGCAGUUAUAACUCUACAGUGGCUUAUUCGUAUCCUACCUUCACAGCUACAGAGUCCUAGCAGGAAGGCUAAGUACCUGCAUAGGCUACGUAUUGAUUUGAGUCAUCUUGGUAGGCAGGCCGAUUUCCCAUAUAUGUUGGCGGAGGCCACUGUGGAGGAAAUAGACCUGGAAAGGCCAGACUCACUACUGCCGGACCCUAUUAUAAGGCUACCAGGACCCGAAAAAGUUGCUCUCAGUGGUGGUGUCCCGCCUCAUAUUGUCGUCAAUGAGUAUGAUAUUGUCGACUGUGGGGCCGGUAGAGCCUAUGGUCGAGUUGAGGCGGCAACUCUGGACCAUUUGGGUUGGCCAGGCGUCCAUGACGAAGGGGUAUGA
Messenger RNA from Perkinsus marinus ATCC 50983, 714 nucleotides. RefSeq lists its product as hypothetical. The record is from RefSeq and is a predicted model, not a curated record. NCBI's taxonomy places the organism in Eukaryota, Perkinsozoa, Perkinsida, Perkinsidae. The transcript has a single exon. The coding region runs from base 1 to 714 and encodes 237 amino acids.